CUCCUUUUUAUUCUUUCGUAAACCAACGUCAUCCGUCACGCAUGCGUAAUAUGUACAUAAAUACAUUUAAACCGAUGCCCCAGGCGUGACAUCUGUGGAAAGUCUACGAAGAUGAGAUAGCUCAGCGUCGAGAUACAAGAAGGAUCGUUUUCUACUUGGUACCAGGAAAAAGAAAGAUGAUCUCUUGAAAGACUACCAGGAGACUUCCGUGAGUGUAGACUUCCUGAAACACGCAAGAGAAUGAGACACACUGUACAUUACGGAUUGAAAGGUUCAUUGGUUGCGCGAGAAUGAAAGACUGAUCAGAAAAGGAUGAUGAAAGUAUAAAAGAAACAUGGCGACACACACCUUUACCAUGAUACCAAGGAAUGCAAAUCUAUCAGCGAGCAGUGGUCCAGCGCGAGCAAAUAAAAAUCCAGCCUCCUCGACCGACCAGCUGGUCUCCCCAGCGUCAUAUACGUUUUCUCUUAUGGUUCUUGGAUAUGGAGAAAAAUACAAAAAUAUUAAUGGCCGAUCGACGACAAAAAUGGUGGACGGGCAAGAGGGAGGAAUUGGGCACAGGACAAGGGAGGGACGAGGGGUGACUAUCGUGCAAGCGGAAGUGACAAUGGACGAAGAGCUUGGGAGGCUGACAGGAACAACAAGAAAGAAAGAGGGCAGAGAGGGUGCAGAUGAGGGCGAGGAAAAUCGGUCGUAA
Molecule: messenger RNA, 697 nt
Organism: Cephus cinctus (wheat stem sawfly)
Lineage: Eukaryota; Metazoa; Arthropoda; Insecta; Hymenoptera; Cephidae
Exons: 2
Coding region: 335-697 (120 amino acids)
Source: RefSeq, a predicted model, not a curated record